This is a messenger RNA of Guillardia theta CCMP2712, 843 nucleotides long. RefSeq lists its product as hypothetical. NCBI's taxonomy places the organism in Eukaryota, Cryptophyceae, Pyrenomonadales, Geminigeraceae. Bases 1 to 843 code for a protein of 280 amino acids. Gene Ontology annotation, molecular function: protein binding. The transcript is spliced from 14 exons. The record is from RefSeq and is a predicted model, not a curated record.
AUGGGAGAGCCUUCGGUGUGGGCAGCUGCGAGAGUGGGAGACGAGGAUACCUCUGCUUCCUUCCCAGUGGUAGAGGAAUCAGGCCCGGACGCACGAGAUGAAGAUGGAAGGACAGCUUUGCAUUGGGCCAGCACUGUUGGGAACGAGCGAGUUGUCGAGAAUCUGUUGAGUUGCGGAGCAGACAUAACCAUCGGGAGCUUGAGCGUAUUGAAGGUGUUGCUGCAAGCAUGCCAGAACCGAGGGGAGGAAUGCCUCUUGAACAUAAGGACCAACGAAUACCGGCAUUCAUUGCUGCAUUUCGCAUGCAUGAAAAAUCGCACCAACAUCGUGGAGAUGCUACUGGACGAGUAUGGGAUGCCAAUCAACGAUGGCGACAGUACAGGAAGCACACCGCUGAUCCUAGCAACAAGAAUCGGAUCUUUGUCGAUCUUGCAAGCUCUGCUUCAACGAGGAGCAGAUGUGCACGGUCGUGACCUGGAAGGCAAUACCACCUUCCACUUCGCGUGCGAGAUUCUCAAAGAUUCAUCCCUCAACAACGAACUGGCCUGGAGCACUAUCCAGCUUCUGCUGGAGCAUGGAGCGAGCCCCAUUGUGGCAGACAUUUCGCCCGUCGAUGAAUUGAGUUUCGAAGCUGCAAGGAUGCUUUCAAGAAUGCAGAACGAAGUGAGAAAGAAGAAAAAUCUCUCAAGCAGGUCGGAGGCAGAACAAUCCUUGUUGGAACAAGAAGUCUUUGAGAAAGGUAGGAUCGGGGCGGACGACGCGGUUGUGAAACACCAUGACAACUGCCGAACAAACUGGGAGAAGGAGCACGAUGAAGACAUGUGCACACGCGUCUACCUUUGA